AUGGCAUCGCCAAUGUUCUUUGAUCGAUUCCCAAACGACAUCCGGUAUCUGAUCUUCGAAGAACUCUACCAUACGUGCCGCCUGGAACACCGCCGGACGACCGCAUACGCGUCCGUAUGCUCGGAAUGGCAAACAUUCUUCGAGGAGAAGCAUUUCGAACGGCUUGCCGUGACGGGACCGCGAAUUUCACAGUUCGACGUGAUUGUAGUCAGAAAUAGGACGCAGCUGGUCAAGCAUAUUUGGCUAGAUGUGCAAUUCGAUCCUCUGAUGGACCCGCGGCGGCCACGGAGAUGUCAGUCACGCGAUGAAGAUAAGGCCUUCGCCUAUGCCAUUGGAACGCUGUUCGGCUCCAUGAGUAAAUGGGAAAAGGGGCCCAGGGCGAUUAAGUUUGGAGAUAUCGACCUCCUACCGGUCGCUCUCCAAGCUAUCGACCUACCACCGGUUACUCUUGGAUGA
Molecule: messenger RNA, 456 nt
Organism: Diaporthe citri
Lineage: Eukaryota; Fungi; Ascomycota; Sordariomycetes; Diaporthales; Diaporthaceae
Exons: 2
Coding region: 1-456 (151 amino acids)
Source: RefSeq, a predicted model, not a curated record